CGUUCCCAGCCUGGAAGCCUCGGCUGGUGGAACUGCUGUCUGGAGGGACGACCCAAAACUACAGCGCCGACUGUAGCUGUCAUUUUUGGGGUGUAGUUUCGGGGGUUCCUUCAAGGCUCGACUUUUCUCCCCCCUUUUUUUUUUUUUAUUUUGGAUUUCGUGACAAAAAAUUGGAUAAAGAGAUUUCUGGUUGUUUUCCCUGAAGUCAGCCCGACUCUGGGCAUCCCAGGCAUCCUUGUGCAAGACAAGGUGCCGACCAACAUGUCCACACAGGCGCCGACUUUCACACAGCCGCUGCAGAGCGUCGUGGCACUAGAGGGUAGUGCCGCGACGUUCCAGGCUCAAGUUAGUGGUUCUCCAGUUCCCGAGGUGAGCUGGUUUCGUGAUGGCCAGGUUCUUUCUUCCGCCGCCUUGCCCGGCGUGCAGAUCUCGUUCAGCGACGGCCGCGCUGCUCUGACGAUCCCCGCGGUGACCGCCGCACACAGCGGGAGGUUCUCAGUCCGAGCGACCAACGGAGCCGGGCAGGCCACCAGCACCGCAGAACUGCUGGUCACAGCUGAGACAGCCCCCCCGAGCUUCUCCCAGCGGCUCCAGAGCGCCGCGGUGCGCCAGGGCAGCCAGGUGAAGCUGGACGUGCGCGUUUCAGGCAUCCCGGCGCCAACCGUGAAGUUCUUCCGAGAGGGAGCCGAGAUCCAGAGCUCCGCAGACUUCAGGAUCCUGCAGGACGGAGACAUGUACAGCCUGCUGAUCGCCGAGGCUUUCCCAGAGGAUUCUGGGAAUUAUUCUGUCACCGCCAGCAACAGCAGCGGACGAGCCACCUCCACCUGCGAGCUGCUGGUUCAGGGUGAAGAAGCCGUACCAACGAAGAAGACUAAGACCGUAGUUUCCACCUCCCAGAUGGCCAGUUCCCAGACCAGAGUGCAGAGGAAGGUGGAGUCCAGUUUCCAGUCCAGCACCAUGAUGGAGAUGCACGUCGAAGGAGGAAUGAUGACUCAGCAUCUGGCUCACAAGACCCCUCCGCGGGUCCCCCCGAAGCCGACCUCCAAGUCCCCCCCGUCCUUUGUUUCCAAGGUGACGGCAGGACGCCAGCAGUCGCCGUCACCGGUCCGCCACGUGAAGGGCCCGUCUCCCGCGCCCGUCAGACCUGUCUCUCCCUCCAGCAGACUCUCCGUCUCCCCCAUCAGACCCGUCAAGUCUCCCAUCAUGACCAAGAAACAGCUCUCGUCUGCCGAGGUCCUGCCGCCCUGGAAGCAGGGAGGCUACGCGUCUGAAGCCAGCUACGCCAGUAUGACCGGCAUGGCCAGUGCCAGCAGUAUGACCGGCAUGGCCAGUGCCCCAGUAUGUGUGAGCAGUGUGAGCAGCGCCAGCCAGCUUCAUGUGGAGAAACACUGGGAGCAGCAGGUCACCGCCACCAAAGAGGCUGAGGGUGAGGUCAAAGCCGAGGCCGUGGCCACGGUGGUGGCCGCCGUGGACCUCGCGCGUGUCCGCCUGCCCGUGCACGCUAGAGACGGGCCGGCUGUAGAGGAGGAGAUCAGGCAGCCGGUCGCAACAACAACCGAAGAGAAACAUGUCGUUGUAAUGAAAACGCUUCCAGCUGAAGCCCCCGCAAAGCCGCUCACAGUCUCCCUGGAAACCAAGGAAACCAAGGAAACCAAGAUUCAGAGAACAGCAGAGCUGUCCUCCCGGGUGGACGCGGGUCUCGCCCCGUCUCCAGUAGUUCCACAUUUCACAGUUUCUAAAGUCUCCGUCCCAAAACACGAACCGAGCCACCACGAGGUUUCCAUCGCCGGCUCUGCCAUCGCCACUCUGCACAAAGAGCUGUCGUCCUCCUCCGCUCCCAGAAAGAUCAUCAAGCCCGUCAAGUCUCCCAGUCCAUCUCGCCGUGCGGUGGCGCCGCUGCUGCCGGCCGUGCACGGGACGCCAGAGCCCCUCCCCCCGCCGUUUCGAGACGCCAGAUAUCAGCGGGGCGGAGCGAGCGAGGAGGAGUUUGAGGACUGGGAACCUCAGGAGGCGGCCGCCGUUCCCUCCGGAGCUCAGGAGCCCGUCGUUCCUCCCACGCUUAUCGCUGGUCUGAAGAACGUGAUGACGGAGGGCGAGACGGUGACCCUGGAGUGCCAGAUCAGCGGCCAGCCGGCUCCCAGCAUCCUCUGGUUCAGAGAGGACUACAAGAUCGAGAGCUCCAUCGACUUCCAGAUCAGCUACGCGGGCGGGUUCGCCCGGCUGGUGAUCAGAGAGGCCUUCGCCGAAGACAGCGGGCGCUUCACCUGCACCGCCACCAGCGAGGCCGGCACGGUCAGCACCUCCUGCUACCUGCUGGUCAAAGUGUCUGAAGAGAUGGAGAGCCGAGAGGAGAUCACGAUGAUCUGCGAGCCGGGACACCUGGAGGAGAAGACCGUUACCAUGGAGACACGGGAACUGGCGCCGAUGGUGAUGGUGACUGUCGACGAGGCCGCCGCACCUCCCUUCUUCGUCCACAAACCCACGGUGCAGAAGCUGGUGGAGGGGGGGGCGGUGGUGUUCCAGUGCCAGGUCGGAGGGAACCCCAAACCCCACAUCAUCUGGAAGAAGAGUGGAGUACCACUCACUACAGGAUACAGAUACAAAGUGAGCUACAAGAAGGAGAGCGGAGAAUGCCGCCUGGAGAUCUCCAUGACCUUCGCUGACGACGCUGGAGAGUACUCCAUCUUUGUGAAGAACCCCCACGGAGAAGCCUCGGCCUCAGCCAGCCUGCUGGACGAAGAGGCUUAUGACGCCUAUAUGAAGCAACAUGACGUGACGUAUAAAACAGAAGUGACCACGACGGUGGUGCAGGAGCCCUCUGUGGUCGUGACCCAGUACGAGCAGGACCAGAGGAGGACCACCACCCCCAUGAGCUUUGUCUCAGAAACGGAGUUUCUGAUUUCAGCCUUUGAGGAGCGGAUCAUCCAGGAGAUUGAGCUGCGUAUCUUAAGGAUCAGCUACAGCGAGCUGGUGACGGAGGACGGCGAGCUGAUGGUGACUGUCGCGGAGGACGAGGCGCUGCAGCCCGCCUUCGACACGCCCGUCAAAAACUACAGAAUCAUGGACGGCAUGGGCGUCACUUUCCACUGCAGGAUGGCUGGACGUCCUCUGCCGAAGAUUGCUUGGUACAAAGACGGCCAGCGCAUCAGGCCCGGCGGCCGGUACCAGAUGGAGGUUCUGCAGGACGGACGGGCCAGCCUGCGCGUGCCCGUGGUCCUGCCGGAGGACGAGGGCGUGUACACAGCCUUCGCCUCCAACAUGAAGGGGAACGCCGUCAGCUCUGGGAAGCUCUACGUAGAGCCGUCCGGCGCCGUGACGCCUCAGAGAUACACACCGCAGCCAGCCAUGCAGAGGAUCAGAUCCACGUCUCCACGCUCUCUGAGCCGCUCACCUGGCCGUUCUUCCAGCCGUUCGCCCGGACGCUCUCCGUCCCGUCGGCUCGACGACACAGACGAGGCUCAGCUGGAGAGACUCUACAAGCCUGUGUUUGUCCUGAAACCUUCCUCUAUCAAAUGCUCCGAGGGGCAGACUGCCAGAUUCGAUUUAAAGGUUGUGGGCAGACCGAUGCCCGACACAUACUGGUUCCACAACGGACAACAAGUAACAAAUGACUACACACACAAGAUAGUGGUUAAAGAGGACGGUACACAGUCCCUGAUCAUCGUCCCGGCCAUGCCACAAGACUCUGGAGAGUGGACGGUCAUCGCACAGAACAGAGCUGGACGGACUUCUGUCUCUCUAACUCUUACUGUUGAAGCUCGAGAAAGCGUGGCGCGCCCUCAGUUUAUCGAGAAGCUGAGGAACAUCACCGUGAAGCAGGGCACUCUGGUCGAGCUGGCUGUCAAAGCCAUCGGAAACCCACUGCCAGACAUCGUCUGGCUGAAGAACAGUGACAUCAUCACCCCACAGAAACACCCACAUAUCAAGAUUGACGGGACUAAAGGAGAGGCCAAAUUCCAGAUUGUAUCUUCUUCCGGCUCGGACAGCGCCUGGUACACGGCCACGGCCAUCAACAAGGCCGGCAGAGACACAACUCGCUGCAGAGUCAACGUAGAGGUGGACUUCGCCGCGCCGCAAGCCGAGAGGAAGCUCAUCAUCACCAAAGGAACGUACAAGACCAAGGACAUCGCAGCGCCCGAGCUGGAGCCUCUUCACCAGCGUUACGGCCAAGAGCAGUGGGAGGAGGGCGACCUUUUUGACAAAGAGAAGCAGCAGAAACCGCUCUUCAAGAAGAAGCUGACUUCUAUCCGAAUGAAGCGCUUCGGUCCGGCUCAUUUCGAGUGCAGACUGACCCCGAUCGGCGACCCCAACAUGGCGGUGGAGUGGCUGCACGACGGCAAACCCCUGGAAGCGGCCAACCGGCUCCGCAUGGUCAACGAAUUCGGCUACUGCAGCCUCGACUACGAAGCCGCCUACGCCAGAGACAGCGGCGUCAUCACCUGCAGAGCCACCAACAAGUUCGGAGUGGAUCAGACCUCGGCAACGCUCAUCGUCAAGGACGAGAAGGGCCUCGUCGAGGAUACGCAGCUACCCGAAGGCAGGAGGGGAGCGCACAGGAUCGAUGAGAUCGAACGCAUGGCGCACACGGGAGGACCCUACGGGGUCACCGCCGACGAAGAAAUGGAGAAGAUGAAACCAGAGAUUGUGCUUCUUCCCGAACCAGCCAGAGUUCUUGAAGGCGGCAUCGCGCGGUUCCGCUGCAGAGUGACCGGUUAUCCCGCGCCCAAAGUCAACUGGUACCUCAACGGACAACUGAUUCGCAAAAGCAAGCGAUACAGACUUACCUACGAUGGCAUUUACUACUUGGAGAUCGUCGACGUCAAGUCCUACGACUCCGGAGAAGUCAGGGUGGUGGCGGACAACCCUCUCGGCACAACCGAGCACACGGUGAAGGUGGAGAUCCAACAGAAGGAAGACUUCAGAUCCGUGCUGCGCCGCGCUCCCGAUCAGAAGGCCGCGGAGGCACCGCACGACCCCGGCAGGGUCGGAUUUGAUGUGGUGAAGGUGGAGCGACCCGGCGAGUCCGCGCAGGACCGAGAAGUCGUGAAGCUGCGCAAGGCGCAGAGAGUCGUUCACGAGAAAACCUCGGAGGAGUCGGACGAACUGAAGAGCAAGUUCAAGCGCAGGACGGAGGAAGGUUUCUACGAGUCCCUCUCCGCCGUGGAGUUCAAGUCGCGCAAGAGGGACGACUCCUACGAGGACCUGCUGAAGAAGACCAAGGACGAUCUCCUCCAUCGCCUGAAAGAGAAAGAAGAAGCCGAGAGGAAGAAGAUGGAGGAACAGGGCACAGUCACGAUCCCCACGAUCAAACCGGAGAGGGUCCAGCUCUCCCCGAGCAUGGAAGCGCCCAAGAUCCUCCAACGCAUCACGAGCAAGACGGUCGCCCCGCUGGACGAGGUGCGUUUCCAGCUGCGAGUCGUCGGCAGACCGGAACCCGAGUGCCAGUGGUUCAAGAACGGCGUCCUGGUGGAGAAGACCGAGCGUAUCUACUGGUACUGGCCGGAGGACCACUUGUGCGAGCUGGUGAUCCGAGACGUGACGGCAGAGGACUCCGCCAGCAUCAUGGUGAAAGCCGUGAAUGUCGCCGGCGAGGCCUCCAGCCACGCCUUCCUGCUCGUGCAAGGCAAGACGGCGGUGACCUUCACCCAACAUCUGGAGGACGUCAGCGCCAACGAGAAGGACACCAUGGUGACCUUCGAGUGUGAAACCAACGAGCCUUUCACCAAAGUCAAAUGGCUCAAGAACAACACGGAGAUCUUCUCCGGAGACAAAUACAGAAUGCACUCGGACAGAAAGGUCCACUUCCUGUCCGUGCUGGUCAUCGAAAUGAAGGACGCCGCCGAAUACUCGUGUGUGCUCGUAGACGACGACAGCAUCAGGACGAGCGCCAGGCUCCACGUAGAAGGCGCUGCCCUGGAGCUGAGGAAACCUCUGGAGAGCAUCGAGGUGCCCGAGACGUACGCCGGAGAGUUUGAGGUGGAGCUGUCCCGCGAGGACGCCGAGGGCAGCUGGUUCUUCGGGGACAAGGAGCUGUCUCCCAGCGGUAAAUACAUCAUGUCCUCCCGCCGAGGGAGACACACCCUGUCCAUCAAAGACGUGAGGAAGGAAGACCAGGGGAAGUACAGCUUCGUAUGUGGAGAUCUGAGGACCAGCGCCUCGCUGAAGAUGAAACUGCGCCCCGUCACCCUGAUGCAGCCUCUAACCGACCUGACCGUGUGCGAGGGCGAUAUCGCCCAGCUGGAGGUCCGCUUCUCGCAGGAGAACGUGGAGGGAACCUGGAUGAAGAACGGCGCUGCCGUCUCGGCCUCGGACCGCGUCCACAUCGUCAUCGACAAACAGAUCCACAAGCUGCUGCUGGAGAACGUCACCAGGGAAGACGCCGCUUCCUACGCCUUCGUGGUUCCCGCGCAGGACAUCUCCACCUCGGGCAAACUCAGCGUUCAGACGAUCGACAUCGUGGUUCCGCUGAAGGACGUGUCCUCGGUCGAAGGCACCAAGGCGGUCCUGGAGGCCAAGAUCUCCGCUCAGGACAUCAGCUCGGUCAAAUGGUACCUCAACGACAAACUGCUGCUGCCCAGCGACCGGAUCCAGAUGGUUGCCAAGGGAUCCAAGCAGCGACUGGUCUUCAGCAGGACCUACGCUUCUGAUACCGGACGCUACAAACUGGUGGUCGGAAAGGUGGACACCAGCUGCAGCCUCACUGUCCAAAAGGUUCACAUCGUGAAGCACAUGGAGGACAAGGUCUGCUCCGAGUCCCAGAACGUUACCUUCAACGUGGAAGUGUCUCACCCCGGCAUCGACCCCGUCUGGACCUUCAGGAACCAGCAGCUCAAAGCCGGACCCAAAUACAAGAUGGAGUCCAAGGGCGUGGCCCACUCUCUGACCGUCAUCGACGCCAUGAAGGACGUGGACGGCCAGUACACGUUCCACGCCGGGGAACAGACGUCCAGCGCCAAGCUCACCGUCUCCGGCGGUGCCAUCACGCGGCCGCUGCAGGACGUCAUGGUGGCCGAGUCUCAGACGGCGGCGCUGGAGUGUGAGGUCGCCAACGCCAACGCCGAGGGCAGGUGGCUGAAGGACGGCCAGCACGUGGACUUCAACGAGAACGUGACGAGCGAGGUGAAGGGCGCGGUCAGACGCCUCGUCAUCGCCAUCACCAGACCGCAGGACGUCGGCGAGUACACCUACCAGGUGGCCACCUCCAAGACCACCGCUAACCUGCGCGUGGAGGCGGUGAAGAUCAAGAAGACUCUGAAGAACCAGACGGUGACGGAGACCCAGGAGGCCGUGUUCACGCUGGAGCUCACCCACUUCGACGUGAAAGGAUCGCAGUGGAUCAAGAACGGCGUGGAGCUGCAGAACAGCGACAAGUACGAGAUCACGUCCGCCGGCGUGGUCCACACGCUGAAGGUCAAGAACUGCAACACGCAAGACGAGUCCGUUUACUCCUUCAAACUGGGGAAACUGUCGGCCAACGCCAGACUCAACGUGGAGACGAUCAAAAUCGUGAAGAAGAUAAAGGACGUGACCUCGCUGCUGGACAGCCCCGCCUCCUUCGAGCUCAGCCUAUCACACGACGGCAUCCCAGUCAAGUGGAUGUUUAAAGGCGCAGAGCUCAAGGCGAGCGACAAGUGCAAGAUUCUGUCGGAGCGCAAAGCUCACAAACUGAUCCUGCAGAACGUGGCGAGCAGCGACGCCGGAGAGUACAGCGCCGUGGUCGGACACCUGCAGUGCAGCGCCACGCUCACCGUGGAAGCGCUGCGAGUCACCAAACCUCUGAAGAGCGUGAGCGUGCCGGAGACGCAGGUGGCCACGUUCGAGUGUGAAGUGUCCCACUUCAACGUGCCGGCCACCUGGCUGCGUGGCGGCGUGGAGAUCGAGAUGAGCGAGAAGUUCAGGAUCGUGGUUCAGGGGAAACUCCACCAGCUGAAGAUCAUGAACACCAGCCGGGACGACUCGGCCGAGUACACCUUCGUCUGCGGGAACGACCGCGUGUCCGCCACGCUCACCGUCAGCCCGGUCCUGAUCACGUCCAUGAUGAAGGACCUGAACGCUCAGGAGCGAGACACCAUCACCUUCGAGGUCACGGUGAACUACGAGGGCGUCAGCUACAAGUGGCUGAAGAACGGCGUGGAGGUCAAGUCUUCCGACAGGUGCCAGGUCCGCAGCCGGCAGCUCACGCACUCGCUCACCAUCAGGAACGUCCACUUCGGGGACGGAGGAGAGUACCAGUUCGUGGCCGGCUCCGCCGCCUCCGCCGCCAACCUGUUCGUGGAAGCUCGUGUGAUUGAAUUCACCAAGAAGAUUAAGGACAUAAAGAUCACAGAGAAGAAGAAGGCCGUGUUUGAAUGUGAGAUUUCGGAGCCCAACGUCCAGGUGAUGUGGAUGAAGGACGGCCAGGAGCUGGACGUGUCCCAGGACAGGUUCAUGGUGACAGCGGAGAAGUUCGUCCACCGUCUGAUGAUCCAGACGGUUCGCAUGUCUGAUGCCGGAGAGUACUCAGUGGUGGCCGGCGCCAGCGUGUCCAAGGCCCAGCUGACCGUGGAGGGGCGGGACAUCCGCAUCUCAGAACCGGCCCAGCGGGAAAUCACAGUCCUGGAGAAGCAGAGAGCCACCUUUGAGUUCGAGGUGAAUGAGGACGACGUGGAGGCUCGCUGGCUGAGGAACGGCGUGGAGAUCCAGCUCUCGGCGGAGGAGAGGUUCUCCUACGUCUGCAUCCGCAAGCUGCACCGCCUCACCGUGUCGGAGACGUACCGCAGCGACGCCGGCGAGUACACCUUCGUCGCCGGCAAGAACCGGAGCACCGUGCACCUCCGAGUCAACAUCCCGGAGGCGCCUCAGAUCCUUCGCCACAUGGCGCCCCAGUCUGUGGAGGCGGGGAAGCCCGCCCGUUUCUCGGUGCAGGUGAGCGGCGUGCCGCAGCCCCAGGUGUCCUGGUACAAGAACUCCCAGGCUCUGUCGGCCGGCUUCAAGUGCAAGUUCCUCCACGACGGCGCCGAGCACUCGCUGCUGCUGAUCGAGGUCUUCCCCGAGGACGCCGCCGUCUACAACUGCCAGGCCAAGAACGACUACGGCGAGGCCACCAGCACGGCCGCGCUCAGCGUGGAAGUGUCCGAGGUGGUCUCUCCCGACUCGUCUGCGACCGUGGCCCCCCCGGUGGUCAUCUCGCCCAUCGCCAGCGCCUCGGUCCGCGAGGGAGAACCGGCACGCUUCCAGUGCCGCGUCCGCGGAGACGAUGUGAAGAUCAGCUGGUUCCACAAGCAGAAGGAGAUCAAGCAGUCGGACUUCUUCCGGAUGUCUCAGUUUGACGACAGCUGCCAGCUGGAGAUCUCCAGGGUUUACCCGGAGGACGAGGGAGAGUACAGCUGCGUGGCCACCAACAACGCCGGCAGGGUGUCCUGCUCCGCCACGCUCACUCUGGACGGGCGAAAACAAGCCGCGGACAGUCCCGCUGAGUCUCAGUGGCGUGUCUCCACCAGCCUCGCCUCUUUAAAGAAACCGUCCUCUGGCCAAAAGCCCCUUUUCAUCCAGCCAAUCACGAGCUGCACGGUGCCCCACGGGGAGGUGGCGCGCUUCCACGCAUGCGUGUCCAGCGUGCCGAAACCGGAGAUCAGCUGGUUCCACAACCGGCAGCCGGUUCAGCCCACCAAGAACGUGGUCUUUCACUUCGACGAGGUGACCAACGCCGCCGUGCUCAUCAUCGUGGACGCUUUCCCCGAGCACGCCGGGCAGUACACCUGCCGCGCCGUCAACAGCGCCGGAGAGGCCGCGUGCUCGGCCACUCUCACAGUCACCCAUGAAGAAGAAGAAGAAGAAGGUAACGUCCGGGAUCUGUCGGCUGCAGCCAGGUCUCCCCCGUUUCUCUUCCUUUUGUUUGAAGCCUGGGAUUAUCACCUCCACCUUCCUCAUCAUCACUCCCCACAGGCACCAACUCCUCCCUCCACCCUCCUCCGUCCUCACCCUCCUCUCCUCUCCCGUUCAGCUCCGGAAAACUCUGGGAAACGCAUGAAACUCACAUUGACUCACGUGAGAGAGCAGAUCGAAGCCAAGAUCGAGCAAGAAGUCAAAGAGCGUUGUAGCACCACCAUCACCACUGUGGAGGAACAAGAGGAAACCUACUACACUGGUGUCCAGUUACCACAGAAAACAAAAACACUUGAACUCAAACCAGAGCCCAAACGUUACUCUUCCUCUUUAGAGAAGAAAAAAGAAAAGCCAGUUUUCCUCAGCCAGCUCGCCCCAGCAGCUGUAACCAGCGGGGAAACAGCCAGGUUUACCGUCAAAGUGUCCGGCCUUCCAAAGCCGACAGUUCAGUGGUCUCACAACGGAAAAGUGAUUAAGAGCUCCUCCAUAUACAAGCUGAUAGAGACGAAGGAGGAGUACACGUUAGUUAUCACUCAGGUCACAUCUGAGUAUGAGGGUGAGUACUCUUGCACCGCCACCAACAGAUUUGGCCAGACAACGUGCACCACAUACCUCGAAGUGAAAAAGAAGGAUGUUAGCCAGGCGGAGAAAUGGGUUGAGAAGAUGUUUAAGGUCAUAGGUCAACCCCCAACUUUUACAGUUCAGAUCCAACCGGUGAGGUGCUCAGAAGGAGGAGAGGUUUCUUUUAAUUACAAAGCCAGUGGUGAUCCAAUCCCUGAUGUAAAGUGGUUCAAGGGGGCUUUCCAGAUCCAGCCCAGUAGAAACUGUAUCGUUAUAGCCAAUCCAGAUGGAUCUGGCGUCAUUAAAAUAAAGAGUGUCAAACAGGAAGACAGUGGGCUCUAUACUUGUAAGGCCUCCAACCAGUUUGGAGAGGCGUCUUGUAGCGCUGAGCUUGUUGUGUUUAGAGAAUCAGCCUCUGUUUCUCGCAAACAGGAGCAUGUGACCAUGGUUCAGAAGAAAGGCUAUAAGGUUACAACGACAGAACAAGCAACAGAGUCUCGCUUGUACCAGGUCAGCCUCCCAGGUCAGGACAGAUCAGAUCAGAUGGUUUACACCAUUGGCACUGAAGACCGGCAGAUAAUUCCCAGUGAGCAAGUGGGCUCCCUUAGAGAACUAGACAUCUCUGCUGCUACUAUCCAUCGCGAGCAGCUGACCCACCAGGCAGCAGUGCUUCAGUCUCACGAGAUGGAGGAGAGGGUGUCUGUGGUUCCUACCCACCCGCCUCAGGUUUCAGCUGUUCCUGUGAAACAGCUUCACGUGACCGCGUUCACGUCGUCUGUUGAAGAGAGUCAGGACCUCACUGAGCAGCACUGUGAUCGCAUUCAAAGCCCUGAGGUCAUUGAGCUUCAGGCAGCUAGAGAAAAGAGGUUAAUGGUGAUGUCAGCUGUUGCCGAGGAGCUCACCACGCUUUCUACGGUUAGCACAGAGCCUCUGUCCGACAGGAAGUCUGCUAAAGUCACGCCCACUUCAGAACCUAAACAUCUAGUCAGUGGGCAUCAAGUCGAGUCACAGUUGCCCUUCCUAAAAGAGCAGUCUCAGGAUAUCCCCAAACCUCAGGAAGAGAAGGGUUAUAAAGUUAAGGAAGGUGUCAAGAUUUUAUACUCAGUCCAGUCUGCAGAGAAACGGGUGCUUGCAGAGGGCCACACAACUGAACUAGCAACAGCAGAUUCUGCUGUAAAGUCUUCAGUUGGGAAAGAAAAGCACCGACCUGUCUUGGCUUCAGUCAGCGAGUCCAAACAGACUCUUUCCAAGGAGACUAAGUUCUCCUUGCAGAGGCCCGUUGAGGAGACCGCCCAUCUCUGUAAGGAUAAAAUGAUGAAGGUGGCUCUGACUGCGGAAGAGAAGCAAAUGUUGCAGGCUGAGCCCACUCAGCAGCUGCCAAGUCUGGACAGUGCCAUGUCCAUUCAGUCCCAGGUAGAAGGGGAGCAGUUGUUGCACCUGCAGGUUAUCACAGAUCAGGACCUCCUUCCAUCUGAGAAGGGUUUCACCUGUGAGAAACCAGAACCAGAGCAGGCAGGAGUCAGGAAGAGUCCCACUCUGCUUUACAGCGUUAGCCAGGAUGAACAGAGGACAGUAGUUUGUGAGGACACAUCAGAGUUUGAGGCCAAGGCUAGCACCAUGACUAUCCAGCCCCAGAAAGAAGCCCCUACUCUUCUGCAUCUUCAGUCAACCCAACCUGUGGAAGCGCUACCCAAAGAGGGUAUUCUCCUAAUUGAGAAGCCUGACCAGCAGGUUGCAGCGCAGAAACAAGAAAAGACGAGAAGUCAUGCAGCUACCUUGGAAGAGAGACGGGAGCUCACAGCAGAUUAUCACACAGAGCUGGAUUUGUCUGUCACUGGCAGUCAGUCUCAGCUUCGAACUGAGCCUAGGCCUCAAAACAUCCUCCAGCUCUCUUUCCAGCCCAUGCAGCUGCCAAAGGAGACACCAGUUACCAUUGAUAUGAAGCAGCAGCGAGCUUUGGUGCAGAAGGAGGAUCGCUUAAAUUUGAUGCAUGUCACCAGUGUGGCAGACAGUCGGGCUUUAGAGGAGGGUCACACUGAGAGUCUUACAGCUGUGGAUAAAUUCACCUGCCAGAUGGCUGUAGAGCCAAAACUUCCCACCGAGCCAAUCCAGAUUGAGGAGAAGGAGAUUUCCACGGAGAGUAGUAUCCUUCUACAGGCAGCAGAACAGGACUUUGCUGUUCAGAUCCAAGAGGGCCAGUCAGUCAGACAGUCAAUAGUGAUGGACGAAAAGCGAGUGCUGACGGGUGAGCUCUCUCAGGUGAUUACCAAGUCUGAGUCCACUAAAGUCGUCGUCACCACUCAGCCAAAACUGUCCCUUUUGGCAUCAGAAUCCAAAGACACCACACCUCUUCCCAAAGAGAUGACGUUUGUGAUUCAGAUCCCUAAACCAUUCAGUCUAAAUAUACGUAAUCAGCUCAGAGAUGCCCUUCAGUCUGCUGUGGCCAGUGACCAGCCAGUGUUGCUGGCUGACGUCGUAGGAAGGUUACAAGCUGUAGAAGUACAGGAAGUCAAGGUUCAAAGAGAGCCUAAGAGGGCCAUGUUUACAUACCUGAUCACAACAACAGGUGCUCCCAUGGAAAUCACUCUGGCUUUUGAGGGUAAAUACCCUCAGACAGCUGACCUCAGGACUGAACUCCAGGCAGCUUUCCACUCUAUAGUGUAUCAGGAAGCCCACGUUCUUACCUCAGAACAGCCAGGCACUAUGCAGUUAGACAAACCUCAAAGGGCGCAGGUCACCUCGACCCACUCUAAGCAAAUGCUGUCAUCCAUGGUAGAGACUGUAAGCGUGGCAGAGAGUGCAGUGGAUUUCACUGCUGUAAAAUCUCAGGCUGCUGCACUCAAGACAGAGUCUAAAAUGGCAGUUGAAUGUGCUGCAGCUGAACAACAGGUUGUGGUGCAGGAAUCUAAAGCAGCAAAAAUGGAACAGUCCAUCUCAGCCCAGGUACAAAUUUCUACCGAGUCUCACAUGGCUUUUGAGCAGUCGGUGCAGGUUUCAAAGCAGGAGGUUAGGUCAGUUAUGGUGAAAGGCAGAGAGAGGGAUGUAGGAGCAGCUAUGGUUACCACUACCUUGCCUCCCACAACUGUCCCCACCGAACAGGUGGAUAUCAGCUUCCAGAAGGAACACAGGGAGGAGUUCUUUAAAGAGGAGAUCACAGUUUCCAGGCCAGAGCAGAGAGAAUACCCUGUAAUAGUCACCUCCCUUGAAGACGUAUCAAUUGAUGAGGAUAGUAAAAUAACCUUUAGCACCACCAUUAAGUAUGUGACAAAGGUAAACUGGUUUUUCAACGGGCAAUUGGUGAAGUCUGGCAAAGAGUUCAAGUGUUCCAAAGACCACGACACAUACACAUUGGUUAUCAACAAAGUUGUCAAGGAGAGGCAUCAAGGAGAAUAUGUUUGUGAGGCUGAGAAUGAAGCUGGCAGGACUACAACAUCUUCAAGACUCACUGUGGUCUCAAGAGUGCCACCUGUCUUUAGGCAGAAAAUCACACCUCUGGAGAUAAACAUCGGUGGCCAAGCCAAGUUCGAAUGUGAAAUUGAGGAAGCCCCGAGUGUCACCUUCAAAUGGUACAAGUCUGGCAUUGAGAUCAAACAGAGCGAGAAGUAUAGGAUCCUCAGCCGGCUCACCAGUUCCUCCCUGGAGCUCAUGAACCCAAUCAAAGCCGACAGCAGUGAAUACACCUGCAAGGCUUCAAACAAGCAUGGCACUGACAGCUGCACUGCCUCGCUCAUCGUCACCGAACUGUACCCACCGGUAUUUGUAUCACAACCAGACCCAAUGACUUUAUAUGUGGGCAAACAAGCUGUGCUCCAGUGCUUACUCACUGGAUCCUCACCCAUGGAAGUUGUCUGGCACAAGGACAACAUAGCCAUCUCCUCCGAAGGGAACUAUGUAAUGAAAUGUGAAAAGAACAAGUAUUCCCUUCACAUUAAAAGUCUUGAGCUGACAGACCAGGGAGUGUACCUGUGCAAGGCCUCCAACAGGGUAGGCACUGCUACUUUUACGACAGAGCUCAAGGUAAUCAAGAAGCCCAGCUUUGUUAAGACCAUUGAGCCAGCGUCAGCUGCUGUCAAUGACCCUCUGAGGCUGGAGUGCCAGGUGGACGAGGACACUGGUGUGACCGUCACCUGGACCAGGGAUGGCAAAAAAGUCCACCUAAGCUUGGAGUGUAAAAUGUCCUUUGAGGACAAGGUGGCUGUUGUUGAGAUACCCAAGUCCAAACUGAAGGACUCUGGGAAAUAUGUUUGCACAGCCACAAAUGAGGCUGGGAGUUCAUCCUGUGAGGCUGUGGUAACAGUUCAAGAGCCCCCUAUCUUUGUUAAGAAAAUGGAACCUAAGAUUACAUGGAAACAAGGUAUAGCUGCACGCUUACAGUGCUCCGUUAAAGGAUCGCCUGAACUUCACAUGCACUGGUUCUGGAAUGAGAGAGAGCUUGGUGAUGGAGACAAAUAUAAAAUCUCUUUCAAGAAUGGAAUUGCCUCUUUGGAGAUAAUGAACCUUGUGGUUACAGACAGUGGGAGUUACACCUGCGAGGUGUCAAAUAAUGCCGGCAGCGAGAGCUGCAACACCCUUAUAGCUGUUAAAGAGCCACCAUCCAUUAGAAAGGAGCUGCAGAUAGUAGAGGCGGUAAAGGGAACAGCAACUCAGCUGGAGUGUGAGAUCACAGGAACCGCUCCUUUUGAAAUCAGCUGGUUAAAAAAUAAGAAAGCCAUCUCCAGUGAUCAGAAAUAUAAAAUAAUCACACAGGAUUCCUUGUCAAGGCUGGAGAUCCAGACCUUUGAAAGUGCAGAUGUUGGAGAUUAUCAGUGUGUCAUAUCUAACGAUGUGGGGAAAGUCUCCACUAAGGCCCAAGCUAAACUUAAAGAACCGCCAACCUUCUCAAAGAGGGUUGAGAGUGCUACAGCAGUGAAAGGAAAUACAGUAAAACUCCAGGGAACCGUUAAGGGUUCGGCUCCCAUCUCUGUUAAAUGGAUGAAAGACUCUGAAACACUGAGAGAUGACGAUCCAAACAUCAAGAUGGUGUUUGAGAACAAUGUUGCUAGCUUGUCGAUAACAACAGUGGCCAUCAGCCAUGGUGGCAAGUAUUCGUGCCAAGCUGAGAAUGAGGCUGGUCAACAAAAAUGUGAAGCUACCUUGACUGUGCAAGAACCUGCCAGAAUUGUAGAACCUGCAGAGUCGAUUAGUGUGACUGCAGGCGAUUCAGCUACACUGGAGUGCACAAUUUCCGGAAGCCCAGACCUUAAAGUGAAAUGGUUUAAAGACGGAAAGGAGAUGAUCAGUGGGCGUAAAUAUAAGAUGACUCUGAAGGACCAUAUUGCCAGCAUGAAGAUUCUCACGGCAGAAAAAGGAGACACUUCAGAGUACAAGAUGGAGGUGUCAAAUAAAGUUGGGAAAGACCAGUGCACAUGCUCAGUCACAAUCUUAGAUCGGAUAAUGCCUCCAACUUUCACCAAGUCUCUGAAAAGAGUUGAUGGAAACAUUGGUAAUGAUGUCUCCAUGGAUUGUAAGAUGUCUGGGUCUCAACCCAUGACCAUAGCUUGGUUCAAAGACGACCAGGAGAUCAUGUCUGGAUCCAAAUUCCAGCCUGAAUUCAAAGACACCUCUGCUACGCUGAGAAUUAUACAGCUGGAGAAAGCUGACUCUGGAGUUUACAAAUGCAGAGCCACCAAUUCAGCCGGCUUUAAGGAAACCAGCGGCACGCUCUAUGUCAAAGAGCCCCCAGUGUUCACAGCGAAAUCAGACAACCAGGAUGUUAUACCAGGAACCACUGUUUGCUUCAAAACAGCCUUCACUGGAACAGCUCCUUUAGCUGUAAAGUGGUUCAGAGACGAAAAAGAGAUUGUAAGUGGAGGCUCAUAUUUCAUAAAGAAAGAUGCCUCUUCAAGCUCUUUGGAGCUUCACUCUGUGAAACCCAAUGACUCGGCAAAAUACACAUGCCAAGUAUCCAACGAUGCUGGGAAGGUGGAUUGCACCGCAGUCCUCUUUGUAAAAGAACCUCCCACGUUCGUGAGGAAGCUUGAGGCGACUAAGCUUGUCACCAGCGGCGACUCCGCCAAGCUGGAGUGCAAAGUGACGGGCAGCCCCGUCAUCACUUUUAAAUGGUUCAAGGAUGAGAUGGAGAUCAGCUCCAGCUAUAAAUACACAAUGUCUUUGAUUGACUUAGUGGCAUCUCUGGAAAUAGUCAACUGUGCGGUAGAGGAUAGUGGAGAUUAUGUCUGUGUGGCGUCCAGCGAGGCUGGUAGUGACCGCUGCAGCAGCACAGUUACAGUCAAAGAGUCGCCAUUGUUUGUGCGUAGCUUGGAGCCCAAAGAUGUGGUGAAAGGUUCUGAGAUGUUGCUGGAGGGCCAAGUUUCUGGCUCCGCCCCUUUCACUGUGUCAUUUUAUAAAAACACAAAGCUGAUUAGGAAUGACAAGAGACACCGGAUCACUGUGAAAGACGAGCUGAUAGCCCUGCAGGUGCUGGCAGUAGAGGCAGGAGACGUCGGUUUGUACCAGUGUACUGUUGAGAAUGAAGUUGGGAGGGCCUCCUGUGAUUGUCAAGUGACACUAAAAGAACCACCAUCAUUUGUGAAAAAGCUGCAGAACCUCAGUUCGUUGGUUGGCAGCGAGGUUUCUCUGCAGUGCACUCUGAAGGGCUCAGAGCCCAUGACCUUGUCAUGGACGAAAGACAACCACGAGCUCAAAGAGGCUGAAAACAUUCAGAUUUCAUAUGAAAACAACACUGCUCUGCUCCACUUCACCAACUUACAGAGCAAACAUGACGGCAAAUACUCUUGCCAGGCGCAGAAUCAGGCUGGGAGCCAGACAUGCUCUGCUGUGUUGACAGUCAAAGAGCCCGCUAAGGUCACAGAGGAAGCCAAGUCUGUCAGUGUGACUCAGGGGGAUCCGGCCACGCUGGAGGUUCGGUUCUUGGGCACAAAACCCCUCAAGGCCAGAUGGCUAAAGGCCGGCAAGGAGCUGACCUCAGGCCAGAGAUAUAAAAUACAUGGCACAGACACCAGCUCUGUGCUCAAGAUUAUCAAAACCGAGAAAAGUGACAGUAGUGACUACACCUUCGAGGUUUCAAAUGAUGCCGGCCAAAGUUCUUGCGAGGCCACACUCACCAUUCUCGAUCAAAUAAUUCCACCCUCUUUUACAAGAAAACUAAAAAAGACGGAAGGUAUCAAAGGAUCGUUUGCUCAUCUGGAGUGUCUUGUAUCCGGCUCACUGCCGAUAACCAUACAAUGGUACAGAGAUGAGAAAGAAAUCCAGACUGAUGAGAAACACAAAUGCACAUUCUUUGAAAAUGUUGCUUUUCUGGAAAUCUCAAAUCUUGACAGUAAAGAUAGCGCAGCUAUACCUGCAUGGCUAAAAACAAAGCAGGAACUGUCCAGUGCUCUGGGAUCUUGUUUGUCAAAGCCUGAAUCCAUGAAUGUUUUGCCUGGCUCAAAAGUCCAGUUUAACGUACUGGUCUCUGGCACGCCACCACUGACCAUCAAGUGGUUUAAAAACAAGAAGGAGGUUUCAUCCAGUGCCGAUUGCUCUGUUAUCAAAGACAACACUUCAAGCUCACUGGAGCUUUUCUUUGCCAAAACUUCAGAUUCUGGAGACUAUGUCUGUGAAAUACAGAACGAUGUGGGCUCCACUUCAUGCCAGGCAACACUCUUUGUCAAAGAGCCCCCUAAGUUCACACGAACCCCGGCUCGUGUGUCCGUGGUCCGUCCCGGUCAGAAUAAAAUGUUUGAGUGCCAGGUGACCGGCACACCUGAGAUAGACAUCUACUGGUUCAGGGAAGGCUCGGAGAUCAGCCCCAGCGAUCGGUACAAGAUGGCCUUUGUUAACUCUGUGGCCACUCUGGAAGUCUGUGGAACUGAUAUUAAAGACAGUGGGCUUUACUACUGCGAGGCUCGCAAUGAGGCUGGCAGUGAGAGCUGCAGCACGGAGCUCAAGGUCAAAGAACCGCCAUCAUUUAUUAGAGAGUUGGCUCCAUCUGAUGUUGUGAAGGGCUCCACUUCUUGUUUUGAGUGUCAGGUUGCUGGGACUGGUCCGUUUGAGAUAACAUGGCACAAAGAAGCAAAGGAGAUCAAACCCAGUGCUAAACAUGGGUUCUCCCAGAUGAGUGACACUGUGGGUCUAGAGGUGCACAAAUGUGACACUGUAGAUGUCGGUGAAUACCAGUGUACGGUUGCCAACGAGGUGGGAAGCUGUACUUGUAAGACUACGCUAAACCUCAAAGAACCACCAACAUUUACCAAGAGAAUUGAGAACGCUGCCACUGUUCUGGGUAAAAUGGCAGAGUUUCAGUGUGUUGUCAAGGGUUCUCCCACUCUCUCUGUACAAUGGCAAAAAGAUGAUAACUGGAUUUUGGAGGAUACAAAGAUUGAGAGAACAUUUGAAAACAAUGUGGCGUCUCUCAGGAUUCCUGCCUGCGAGGUGACACACAACGGGAAAUACACCUGCCAGGUGGUAAACGAGGCUGGGCAGGAUAAGUGCUUUGCCACCCUAACAGUGCAAGAGCCACCUCAGAUCACAGAGAAACCUGAAGUGAUAAAGGUUACAGUCGGAGAUCCAGUCAGUCUGGACUGUAAGGUAACUGGCUCCCCUGAGCUCAAAGUGAAAUGGAUGAAAGAUGGCAGGGAGCUUCAGUCCAUCAGGCAGCACAAGCUGAUCUUUGAGAAUAACAUCAGCAGCCUAAGGGUUCAGUCUGCUCAGAAAGAGGAUGAAGGAGAGUAUGUCUUUGAGGUGGCAAACCACAUCAGUAGCUGCACCUGCAAAGUCAAAGUGAUCGUACUAGAACAAGUAAUUGCCCCAAGCUUCAUCAAACCCCUGGUAGACAUGCAAGAGAUAUUGGGCUCCUUUGUUCAGAUCUGUUGCAAAAUAUCUGGUUCCCUCCCCAUCUCUGUGGAAUGGCAGAAAGACGGGAUCAAAAUCUCUAGUGGUGUAAAACACAAACUCAUUCAGCAGGACAAUAAUGUGUCCAUCGAAAUAGAACAGCUGGAGAGAUCUGACGCAGGCUCCUACUCUUGCAAACUGACCAAUGCAGCGGGAAGUUGCAACUGCAGUGGAUCCCUCACGGUCAAAGAGCCUCCCAGCUUUGUGACGCUGCCUGAGUCCCAGGCGGCUCUACCCAAUGGCACUGUACGCUUCAAAGGCACAUUUAAGGGAACGCCACCCUUCACGGUCAAAUGGUUCAAGGACAAGACCGAGCUCAUGACCGGGCCCACUUGUUUCACAGGGCUGGAGGGACUGUCUUGCUUCUUAGAGCUCUAUUCAGUGGGUGUCACCCAGAGUGGCGUUUACUCUUGCCAAGUCAGUAACGAUGCUGGCUCUGUACGCUGUAGUGCAGACUUGACAGUCAAAGAACCACCUGAGUUUCUGCUGAAACUCCCUGCCACUAAGUUUGUGAAGCAGGGUGAGUCACUCCGCCUGGAGUGCAAAGUGAGUGGCACAGUCCCUCUGAAAAUGACCUGGUACAAACACGACACCAAGGUCACAGAUGGGGGCAACUACAGGACAUCAUUUGUUGAUUCAGUAGCAGUCCUGGAACUGCUCCGCACAAGCUUUGAUGAUGAUGGAGUUUACACCUGUGAAGCUCAGAAUGAUGCUGGCAGUGUCAGCUGCAGCACCACACUUACCGUUAAAGACCCACCAUCUUUUGUCAAAGUACCUCAGCCCGUUGAAGGGCUGAAGGGUAAGGACGUGAGUCUGUACUGCGAGAUGAGCGGUACAGCUCCGUUCCAGAUCACCUGGUUCAAAGACAGGAAACCUCUGAUGGAGAGCAGAAAGUUUAAGAUGGUGAGCGAGGGCAGCUCGGCUACGCUGCAUAUCAUUGGGAUAGAGCCCUCGGAUGCCGGCGAAUACGAGUGUAAAGUGUCAAACAGUGUAGGAAGUGACACCUGCCAGACAUCAGUUAAACUCAGAGAGCCGCCGUCGUUUGUGAAGAAACUGUCAAACAUGACAGUGAUACUGGGAGAGGAGGUGACCCUUGUAGCCACUGUUAAAGGCUCUGAACCCAUUACUGUGUCCUGGGUUCAAGACAAGGAUCACAUUCUCAGGGACGGUGACAACAGGAAAAUCACCUUUGAGAACAACAUGGUCGCUCUUAAAGUCUUUAAGGCUGAUGCAACCACGGCAGGCAAAUACACCUGCCAACUCAGAAACGAUGCUGGGAGUGUGGAAUGUUUCGCUAACUUGACUGUUCUAGAACCCGCUAAGAUAGUGGACAAGCCCGAUGCUCUGAGCGUGACAGCGGGCGAUAUGGCUGCCCUGGAGGUCAAAGUGUGUGGAACCCCGGCGCUCAUACCGAAGUGGUUCAAGGAUGGUGUCGAGCUGGCCUCCGGGAGGAAAUACAAAAUCUCAUUUUCUCAGAUGAUUUCCAGCCUGAACGUUCUCUCUGCGGAGAAAGUGGACUCUGGAGAAUAUACAUUUGAGGUUAUGAACGAGGUCGGGAAGGACCUGAGUAAAAUUAAUCUCACUGUUUUAGAUAAGAUUGUACCUCCAACUUUCUCAAGGAAGUUGAAGGAUUGCAACACAAUCUUUGGAACAGCUGGAGAGAUGGAGUGCAAAGUGUCGGGCUCCCCACCUUUCACCAUCUCCUGGUACCACGAUGGGGAGGAGAUACAGAGCGGACCCAAUUAUGAGAUUUCAUUCAGCAACAACAGCUGCACGCUCAAAGUGUCCACGCUGAAGCUGUCCGACUCCGGAGUGUAUAAAUGUAAAGCUGUCAACAAGGCAGGAUCCAGUGAAACCACAGCCUCCUUGGUUGUCAAAGAACCUCCGUCGUUCGUGGUGCCGCUGCAGCCGGUGGACGCCAUGCCCGGCUCCGACGUGACUUUCUCCGCCAUGGUGAAAGGCAGCGCCCCCCUCAAACUGAAGUGGUUCAGAGGAACCAAGGAGAUCCUGCCGGGACGGGGCUGUAGCUUCUCCCUGAAGGAUAACCAAGUUCUUCUGGAGCUGUUGAGCGUGGACAGAUCUCACGCCGGAGAGUACACCUGUCAGAUCAUUAACGACGCGGGAAAGGAAAGCUGCCCCGUUGUUCUCACCGUCAAAGAGCCGGCCGCCUUCUCCAAGAAGCUGAAGAACGUGUCGGUGGAGAAGGGCAAACCGUUGACGCUGGAGUGCCUGUACACCGGGACUCCUAAAAUCACAGUCAGCUGGUACAAAGACGACCAGCAGAUCUUCGCGUCCUACAAACACAACAUCACCACGACUGAGAGCUCCUGCAUCCUCGAGUGUCUGAGCACCGACGACAAAGACGCCGCCGGGAAAUACUCCUGCCACGUUUCCAACGAUGCAGGAAAGGACACGUGUGACGCAGCCGUGUCCAUCCUCGAGCCACCGUACUUCGUGGAGUCCCUGGAGCCCAUGGAGGUGACGUCCGGCGACGGCGUGUGUCUGAAGUGUCAGGUGGCGGGCACGCCGGAGAUCAAGGUGGCGUGGUUCAAGGCGGACGGGAAGAUCCGCUCCAGCCCCACCUGCAGGCUGGAGUACACCAAGGGCGUGGCCUGUCUGAAGCUCAGCAAAGCCACCAAGGCCGACAUCGGAGAAUACACCUGCAGGGCCGAGAACCAGAUAGGCUCCGCCUCCUCCACCUGCAGACUCAACGUGGCAGAGGCCAAAACGCCGCCGUCCUUCCCGAAGAAGAUCACCAGCCUGCAGCAGACCGAGGGCCAGCCGGUGCGCUUCGAGUGCCGCGUGGCGGGCUCCUCCCCCGUGGACGUGUCAUGGCUGAAAGACGGCAAGCCGCUGCAGUCGGGCGACGACUUCUCCAUGCUGUACGACGACAACACCGCCGUGCUGGAGAUCGCACGCGGAGAAAUGAGGCAUUCUGGGGAAUACACCUGCGUGGCCACCAACAGCGUGGGCUCGGCCUCCUGCAGAGCCAAACUCACCCUGCAAGAACCAAGAUACCCACCGGCCUUUGACAGGAAGUUGUCGCCACAGGAAGUGACGGUGGGCGACAGCAUUGAGCUCGAGUGUCACAUGACCGGCUCUGCCCCCAUUAAAGUCACGUGGUCCAAAGACCACAAAGACAUUCGCACUGGGGGGAAUUAUAAGAUGAGCUGCGUGGACAACACGCCCCACCUGUCCAUUCUGAAGGCCGAUAAAGCCGACACGGGCCGAUACUUCUGCCAUGCCUCUAACGACAUGGGGAAGGAUUCUUGUUCCUCUGACAUCACGGUCAAAGAGCGUAAAAACCCUCCGGUGUUCACCAAAAAGCCCUCCGCGCACAUGGAGGACACGGAGGGCAAACUGGUGAAGCUGGAGAGCCGAGUCAGCGGCUCGCAGCCCAUCGCCGUGAGCUGGUUCAAAGAUGACGAGGAGAUCCGCAGCUCCGACCGAUACGACGUCAGCUUCAAGAGCAAUGUGGCCGUGCUGUGCAUCAAAAGCAGCCUGGUGGCGGACAGCGGCCGGUACUCGUGCCGCGCCGCCAACGAAGCCGGGGAGACUUCCUGUGAAGUCACGGUGGGAAUCUCAGAGUCCAAGAAGCCUCCGGUGUUCGACGUCCCUCUGAAGCCGCUGACGGUUGCCGAGGGCGACAAGCUGAGCCUGCGGUGUCACGUGUGCGGCUCCCCGCCUCUGAAGAUCCAGUGGAUGAAGGACCGGAAGGAUCUGACAGCGGCCGGCAGCACCAGGAUCAGCUUCUCUGACGGGACGGCCUGUCUGGAGAUCAGCGCGGCCUCGCGCCACGAUGCUGGGGAUUACCUCUGCAAGGCCACCAAUGACGCCGGCAGCGAGUUCUGCAAGGCCAAAGUCACCGUCCAAGAGAAACCCGGAGCCGCUCCGGCGCCAGCUGAAGCUCCAGCGGCCGCUCCGACCAAGAAACUGGAAAACCUGUUCUUCAUCGAGGAACCCAGAACUACACACGUCACCGAGAAGGGAACCGCCACCUUCAUCGCCAAAGUGGGCGGCGACCCGAUCCCCAGCGUGAAGUGGAUGAAGGGGAAGUGGCGGCAGAUCACGCACGGCGGCCGCAUCUCCAUCGAGCAGAAGGGUCGCGAGUCCAAGCUGCAGAUCCGAGAGGUGACCAAGUCGGACUCAGGGCAGUACCGCUGCGUCGCCGCCAACAAGCACGGCGAGAUCGAGAGCAGCGCCGACAUGCACGUGGAUGAGAAGAAAGAGGCGGCACUGCUGGAGGGAGACCUCCGCGCCAAGCUCAAGAAGACGCCGUCGAAGCAGAAGAGUCCUCAGGAGGAGAAGGACAUCGAUAUCGUGGAGCUGCUGAGGAACGUGGACCCCAAAGAGUACGAGAAGUACGCCCGGAUGUACGGCAUCACCGACUACCGCGGCCUGCUGCAGGCCAUCGAGCAGCUCAAGAAGGAGAAGGCUGAAGAAAGUGGACGACCGGAAGUGGAACGUGGAGACAGAGAGUCUGACGAGGACAUGGCCCGACUGGUGGCCGACCUGCAGAAGAGGAUGGAGCGCACAGAGCCCGUCACCGUGGUGAAGGACAUCUCGGAUCAGUCCGUCUUCGCCAACAAGGAGGCGGAGUUUGAGUGCGAGGUGAAGAUCAACUACCCCGAGAUCACGCUGUCCUGGUACAAGGGCACGCAGAAACUGGACACCAGCGACAAGUACGACAUCAGCAUCAUCGGAGACCGCCACCUGCUCCGCAUCCGCAGGUGCACGCCGGCGGAUCAGGGGAACUACCGCGUGGUCUGCGGGCCGCACAUCUCCAGCGCCAAGCUCGUCGUCACCGAGGCCGAGGUGGAGAAGCACCUGCAGGACACGUCCGGUAAGGAAGGCCAGGCGUGCUCUCUGUCUUGUCAGUUGUCCGUGCCUAACGUAGAGGCUCAGUGGUUUAAAAACGGAAAGCGCUUAGAGAUGAAGGGCAGGUACGCGUCCCAGGUGAAACACAAAGUCCAGAAGCUCGUGAUCACGGACCUGAGAAGUGAAGACCAGGGCCGGUACAGCUGCCGGUACCAAAACCUGGAGUCCUCGGCCGAUCUCUGGGUCGAAGCUGAACAAAUUCAUUUCACCAAACGCAUCCACAACAUCGAAGUCAACGAGCGCCAGUCGGCCACCUUUGAGUGCGAGGUGUCCUUCGACAACGCGGUCGUUUCGUGGUACAAAGACACCUGGGAGCUGCGAGAGAGCCCCAAGUACAACUUCACGAGCGAGGGCCGAAGACAUUUCAUGGUCAUCCGAAACGUGGCCGUGGAAGACGAAGGCGUGUACUCAGUGAUUGUGAGGUUGGAGCCCCGAGGAGAGGCUAAGAGCACGGCUGAGCUUUAUUUGUCUGGCAAAGAAAUUGAACUAGCAAUGGUGCCCUUCGAUGUGCCAGACUCCUCAGUUCAGAGGCCUGAAGUGCCUUCAUCGGUCGCCAUUCAAGAAUCCGCUGAAUUCUUUCAGUAUGAAGAAGAAUGUAGAGAAUCGGCUGAAUAUUCGUAUCACUAUGAAGAAGAGGUGAAGGUGGAGCAGAGAGAGAAGUUUGAGAGCUGGACAGAAGAGACGGUAACACAACAGGUGUCCACAGCCAAAGCUGCCAGAGUUGCCGUUGAGGAGAAAGUAGAGACCAAGAAAGUUGAACUGAGAGAGGAACUCCCAACAAAAGUUCCCAAAGCUGAGAAAAAACCCGAAGAAAAGCCAACCGCAGCCGUGAAGGAGCCGUUGCCACCAAAAGUACCAGAAGCCAGAAAGCCGGUGGAGGAAAAGAUUCCUGCAGUUUCAGUCCCAGAGAAGAAAGUUCCCACAUCCAAAGAACCAGAGGAGGUAAAGAAGCCCGCUGCUGCUCCCUCGCCGCCUGCAGAGAAGCCUGGAGUGCCAAAGAAAGAUGAGCCCAAGCCUCGGGUGCCAGCUGAGCCCAAAAAAGUGGCGCCUGCAGCUAAGCCUGAGCCUGAAGCCAAACCCAAACCCAAAGCAGAACCUGAAUCAAAGCCUAAGCCAACACCGGCUCCCAAAGCAGAACCUGAAGCCAAACCGGUGGCGAAGGUCGAGCCUGAACCUGAAGUUAAGCCAGCAGCGCUAAAGAAGCCGGAAACACCGCCAUCCAAAGUCCCCGAAAAGGCCGCAAAACCAGAGCCGGCAAAGAUCAAGCCUGAACCUGCAGUAAAGAAGCCCGAACCAGAAGCUCGAAAAGCCAAACCAGAACCAGAAAAACCAAAAGCAGAAGUCGGUAAACCUGAGCCUCUCGUAACGAAGACAGAACCGAAAGUGGUCCCCAAACCAGAACCGGCAGUGAAAGAAGCUGAAGCUGAAGUGAAAGUACCGAAACCCGAACCUCCGAAGACCAAACCAGAGCCGACGCCGGCACCAAAAGAACCUCCGAAGACCAAACCAGAGCCGACGCCGGCACCAAAGGAACCUCCGAAGAAAGUUCCUGUGGAGGAAAAAACACCAGAGCUUCCAAAAGCAGCCAAGAAACCAGAAGCUGCCAUCGUUCCUCCCAAAGAAGAGCCGACUAAGAAAGAGAGAGUUCCCGUGAAGGACAAGGAGUCUCCACCACAAGUCAAAGAAGCACUGGUAAAGCCAGCUGCUCCUCAAGAAGAGAGCAAACCGCAGCCUGCUGUAAAAGUUCAAGAAGUUGCUAAAAGGCCUGAAGUCACUGACAAAACCAAGAAGUUGGAGAAAAAAAUCACUCCACAAGAAGAAACAAAGCCAGUGACCAAGCCAAAGCCUGCCGUUAAGGCUGAAGAACCAACCAAGAAGGUUGUGGAAGAAGAAAAACCAAUCGUGGUAGAAACCAUAGCUCCUGAGACAGAAAUACUUCUGCAUAAAAAAGGUAAAAUUCAGACUGAAGAGGAAGGGACGUUUGAGAUUCCCACUUUAAGGAAGACAACCAGAGUCGUAAAGGAAGUGGAAGAGGAGCAGGAGAUUAUCAAACUGAAGAAGAUUCCUUCGGUUCCACCUAAAGACACUGAAGAAGAGGAGAAACCUCAGAAGGUCACUAAGACUACGAUCUUCAAUGUUGAGGAGUUGGUGCACAGGGAAGAGGCUAUCGAGGUGUCCGUCGCCACCAGGAGAACUGCAGAGGAAAGGAAACCUCGAGAGAAAGCAGAUGUGGUGAAAAAGCCAGAAACUGUGAAGCCUAAGGAAGAGGAAAAGAAAGAAGCUCCUAAAGAAGCAUGGACCCGCCAGAAACCCAUUCCCAAAGAUGAGAAACCAGAAGAUAAGAUUUCUCUGAAGAAAGCUCCUAAAGCACCAAAGGAAGGGGAACCCGCCCCGCCUAGUGCAGCCUUGAAGAAAGUGAAACAACUGCCCUCAGAUGAAGUCGAACCAGAGGCAGUUAAACUAAAACCAUUUGAAAAGCCUGUUAAAUCAGCUGAGGAACCAGAGAAAGACAAGAAGGAUAGGCCAGACCGGGACACUGUGCCUUUCCAGAAGCUAGACAGGAUCCCCAAAGAGGUGGAAACCAAAGAACCUCCCAAGAUACCUGAGAAACCUCAUCCCGAGGUAAAGGAGCCAGCAGCAAAGAUGCCAAAGACUGUAGAUAAAAAGAAAACUCCAGAGAAAGAGCCUGAGGAGGUCAAAGCGCCCACCAAGGUGAAGAAAGUCCCAACACAGGAACAAGAGAUAGAGAGUGUCAAGCUUAAGCCCUUCUCCAGACCUUCCAAAGAGGCUGCAGAGCCGGAGAAGAAACCAGCAGAGGAGAAAGAGAAGAAGCCAAUCGAUGACCUGCAACGCCGUCGCACAAGUCCAGAUGAAAAACCAAAAGAACGAGAGCCAGAGGCUAGACCGAAGAAACCAGAGGUCCCAGAAGCUCCAGAGAAGAAGCCGGAGAAGCCAAAAGCGGUAGAGGCAAUUCCUGCAGAGAAGACAGUGUCUCCUUCUGUUAAGAAACCUGAAAAGGUUCCUGAGGAGCCCAAACCUUUGCAGCUGAAGAAGGGAGUCACACCUAAAGCGAAAGAGGAGAAAGAAGUGGCUCUGAAGCCUUUGGAGCAACUCAAGAAGGUUGAGCUGAAAAAGACUCCAUCUCCUAAAGUUGCAGAGACAGUCCCUGUUGAAAAGACGCCAAGUGUUGACAAACUCAAAAGGAUUACUAAACCAGUCUCACCAAAAGACUCUAUUGAAGCUGUGACUCUCAAAAAGGCUCCAAAGAAGCUGUCACCUGAGGAGGAAGCUGCAGAACCGGUAACGCCUGGUAAAGGGAAACUUCCCCUGGUGAAGGAGGUCUCUCCUGGAGCUGUGCAUAUGAAGAAGGUUGCCACCCAGCCAGAGGAGGAGAUAUUCGAAGAGGAGGAAGACGUUGAGCAGGAGGAAGAAGAGGCCUGGGGCUGGGAGCUGGUUCCCCGGGAGAGUUACGGCUCCGAAGACUGGGAGGGCGAAGGAGAGGAAGGUGCCCUGGAGGUUCCAGGGGGGCCCAGGAGAGAGGGACAACCAUCAGAAGAAGCAGGAAGAGGUAGAGGUAGAGGGCUGAAACCCAAGCAGACCCCGUCCCCUGGAGAAGGCCGGGGCCGCGGCCUGAAGCCUGGUGGAAGAGGCCCCACACCACCAGAGGAACCUUUCGGAGGAUUCAAACUCAAAGCUGUGCCUCUGAAGUUCAUUAAGAAGAUUCAGGACAUUGUGUUGCAGGAAGCCGAGUCUAUCGGCUCGUCUGCAAUGUUUGAGUGUGAGGUCUCGCCUUCCACCGCCAUCACAACAUGGAUGAAAGGCGACAGUAACCUACGCGAGAGCCCCAAGCACAAGUUCACUUCUGACGGCAAAGAUCGCAAGUUGAACAUUAUUGAUGUCCAGUUGUCCGACACUGGUGAAUACACCUGUAUCGCCAAGAAUGCCGGCAAGGAAAUAUCAUGCACAGCCAAGCUCAUUGUUGAAGAGCUCCCUGUGAAAUGGAUCAAAGAGCUAGAGCCAGAGACUUCAGCUAUGAAGGGUCAGCCUCUGUAUAUGACCUGUGAGUUGAACAAAGAAAGAGAUGUGAUAUGGAAGAGGAAUGGUGAAGUCCUGAAGAAAAAGGCCGGCAAGGUUCAGAUCAAUAUCAUUGGUAUGCAGCACGCUGUGACCAUCCAGAACUCCACUGAGGAGGACACUGGCGUCUAUACGUGCGAAGUGGCCAAUCAGGAGGAUGUAAAGACUACGACAAGUGUCAAAAUCAUUGAAAUAAUCAAAGACUGGAUUGUGAAACCACUGAGAGACCAGCAUGUGAAACCGAAGGCAGCCGCUACAUUUAAAUGCGAGCUCUUCAAGGAUACUCCCAACUGGAAGUGGCUCAAAGGAGAGACUGAGGUCACUCCUUCUGACAAGGUUGAGAUCAAGAAGGACGGAAAGGAGCUGACGCUCACCAUCAAGAACUGUCAGCCUGAUGACGUAGCAGAAUAUGCCAUGGAGGUGGAAGGACGUGUCUACACCGCUAAGCUAACACUAGGAGAACGGGAGGCCGAGAUCCUGAAGCCCCUGGCCAGCGUUGAAGUGGUUGAGAAGGAAGAAGCCAAGUUUGAGACAGAGAUCUCUGAGGAUGACGUUCCUGGAGAAUGGAAGCUCAAAGGAGAGGUUUUGACCAGAUCCCCGAUGUGCGACAUCCAAAUGGAGCGUGGGGUGCGUAGACUCACUCUGAAAAACUGCCAGUUGGAUCAGGCCGGAGAAGUGUCCUACCAGGCUCUGAACGCCAUAACCAGCGCAAUGCUCAAUGUCAAAGAAAUCGAAAUGGACUUUGUUGUCCCGCUGAAGGACGUUUCUGUGCCUGAAAAGAAACAGGCUAAGUUUGAAUGCACCAUCACGAAGGAUGUCUCUAAGGUCAUGUGGCAUAGAGGCGACGAUGUCAUCACCCCAGACCAAAAGUAUGACAUCAUCGAUGAUGGAAAGAAGCAUAUGCUUAUUAUAAACUGUUGUGAGUUUGAUGACGAAGACGAAUAUACAAUUGCGGUUCUGGGAAAAACUUCAACAGCUAGACUCACAGUGGAGGGUAUCAGGCUCAAAUUUAUCUCGCCGAUAAAGGACCAAACUGUGAAGGAAGGCACAACGGCUCGUUUCGAGCUGGAGCUCUCUCAUGAGAACAUCCCCGUCACUUGGUACAAGAACGACGUUAAAAUUCAUCCGAGCAGAACCGUGGUCACUCAUGUGGACGGAAAGAAGCAUGUGCUAGAAAUAAAGGAAGUGACUCUCGACGAUACUUGUCAAAUUAAGGCUGAGGCCAAAGGAAUUCCUUCCAUGGCCAACCUGACGGUCAUAGAGGGAGAUGCAUACUUCACAGUUAAGCUGCAGGACUAUACUGCAGUGGAGAAAGACAGGGUGGUUCUUGAUUGCGAGCUCAGCAAAGACGUCGAUGUUAUGUGGUACCACGAUGAGGCCGAGAUCAAGACCUCAAAGAUGGUGGCCAUCAAGGCCGAGGGCAAACGCAGAACCCUCGUCAUCAAGAAAGUUGGGGACGAAAACAAAGGACAAUAUGUAUGUGAUUGUGGAACAGACAAGACAACAGCGACACUUCACAUUGAAGCGCGCCACAUCAAGGUGGUUCGCCCGACGUACGGCGUCGAGGUGUUUGACGGAGAGACCGCUCGAUUUGAAGUCGAGCUGAGCGAGGACGAUGUCCACGGCCAGUGGAGACUGAACGGAGAAGUCCUCAGUCCAUCCGCCGAUGUUGAGAUCGUGGAGGACGGCGCCAAACACACUCUGGUCUUGUACAACUGCAAAGUGCCUCUAACAGGCGAGGUGGCGUUUACCGCCGCCAACGCCAAGUGCUCUGCUAACCUGAAAGUGAAGGAGCACCCCGUCUCGUUCAUUACACCGCUGGCUGACGUGCAUGUGUACGAAAAGGACGAAGCAAAGUUUGAGGUGGACAUUUCUAGAGAGUCCAAAAGCUUCCGUUGGUUGAAGGGAUCUCAGGAGUUGUCAAACGACGAUAAGUUUGAACUCCUGGCAGAGGGAAAGAGACACACUCUUGUUGUAAAAUCUGCCAGAUAUGAAGACGAAGCCAAAUACAUGUUUGAGGCUGAAGAUAAACGGACAUCUGGGAAGUUGAUUAUCAAAGGUAUUCGCCUUGAAUUUAUCAAGCCGAUUAAAGACGUGACAGUGAAGGAACGUGAAACCGCAGAGUUCAGCGUCGAACUCUCUCACGAAAAGAUCCCAGUGGUGUGGUACAGAAAUGGCAUGCGCCUGCACCCCAGCAAGGUGGUGCACAUGUCGGAGGACGGGAAAGUGCACACGCUGGCCUUCAAGGAGGUCACCAUCGAUGACACUUCCAUGAUCAAAGUAGAGGCCAUGGGCAAGACCGCCGAGGCCAUGCUCACCGUGCUCGAGGGUGACCUGUACUUCACGGCGAAGCUGCAGAACUACACCGCCGUCGAGAAAGACGAGGUGAUUUUGUCCUGCGAGCUGAGCAAGGCGGCCGCUGACGUCCGCUGGUUCAAAGACGGUAACGAAAUCUUUGCCUCCAAGAACGUUGUCUUCCAGUCGGACGGCCGGAAGCGCACGCUGCUGAUCAAGAAGGCGGCAAGGAGCAGCAUGGGAGCGUACACCUGCGACUGUGGCACCGACAAAACCACAGCCGACCUGAACAUCGAAGAGCGCGACAUCAAGGUGGUGCGCCCGCUGUACAGCGUGGAGGUCACCGAGACGGAGACCGCCAAGUUUGAGACGGAGAUUUCAGAGGAGGACCUCCACGCCACCUGGAAACUGAAGGGAGAGAUGAUCCACCCGUCUCCUGAUGUGGAGAUUAAGGACGAGGGAAGCCGCCACAUUUUGAUUCUCUUCAACUGCAAAAUGGACAUGGCCGGAAGUGUCGACUUCUCGGCAGCGAACGCCAAAUCCUCGGCUCAGCUCAGGGUCAAAGCCCGGGUGAUCGGCCUGGCGAGGCCUUUGCAGGACGCCACGGUGACCGCCGGGGAGACCGCCACCUUCGAGUGCGAGCUGUCGUAUGAAGGCAUCGCUGUCGAGUGGUUCCUGGGGGGUACCAAGCUGGAACCAAGCGACAGAGUGGUGUUGAAGUCGGAGGCUAAAGCCCACAGCCUGACUCUGAGGGACGUCAAGCUGAACGAAGCCGGACAAAUUAAACUGGUCGCCAAAGACUUCCAGACCGAGGCCAACCUCAUCGUCAAAGAGCCGCCGGUGGAGUUCACGAAGCCUCUGGAGGACCAGACCGUGGAGGAGGAAGCGACCGCCACACUCGAGUGCGAAGUGUCCCGGGAGAACGCCGAGGUGCGGUGGUUCAGGGACGGGCAGGACAUCAGGAAGACCAAGAAGUACGAGAUGAUCGUCGACGGCCGCAAGAGAGCGCUGGUCAUCCACGACUGCACGCUGGACGACUCCAAGACGUACGCUUGUGACGCCAAAGACUUCAAGACCUCCUGCUUCCUCAACGUCGAACCUCCACAUGUCGAGUUCUCGAAGCCGCUCCAUGAUGUUGAGGUCAAAGAGAAGGAAUCCGCCAGGUUUGAAUGCCAAGUUUCCAGAGAGGACGUCAAAGUCCGCUGGUUUAAAGAUGGAAGUGAAAUCAGAAAGGGGAAGAAGUACGAAAUUAUCGCUCAGGGUCGCCAACACAUCCUCAUCGUCCACAAGUCCGUGUUUGACGACGAGGCAGAAUACGAAUGUGACGCCAAGACCUCCAAAUCCUCCGGCAUGCUCACUGUCGUCGAGGAGGAGGCCAGGUUCAGCAAGAACCUGUCCAACGUGGAGGGAACGGAGACGGACAGCGUGAAGCUGAUCUGCGAGGUCUCCAAACCCAGCGCCGACGUGACCUGGUACCGCGGCGACGAGGAGCUGCCCGAGGGCGGCCGCUACGAACAGAUCGUGGACGGGAAGAGGAGGAUCCUCCUCAUCCAGGACCUGAAGUUGGCCGACGCCGGAGAGUACAACUGCAGGCUGAGUCCCAGCGUCAAAACCUCCGGGAACCUCAAGAUUAACGAGCUGGCUGCCGAGUUCAUCUCGCGGCCCCAGAGCCAGGAGGCCGUGGAGGGCCAGAAGGCCGAGUUCACCUGCUCCGUCUCCAAGGAAACCUACGAAGUGAAAUGGAUGAGAGGCGACGUGGAGCUGCAGGCAGGAGACAAGUACCAGAUGGUCAGCGACGGGAAGAGGCGAACGCUGGUCAUCAAGACCUGCGAGCUCCGAGACGAGGGAACGUACACGGUGAUGAUCGGAGCCACCAGAGCCAGCGCUGACCUCACCGUGCUCGAGAAACUGAAGGUGAUCACGCCGCUGAAGGACACGGAGGCCAAAGAAGGACAGGAAGUGGUCCUGAACUGCGAGGUGAACACGGAGGGAGCCAAGGCCAAGUGGCUGAAGAACGAGGAGACCGUAUUCGAGAGCAGCAAGUACGUGAUGGUCCAGAGAGACAACGUGUUCUCUCUGAGGAUCAAAGACGCCCAGAAGGGAGACGAGUCCAACUACAGCAUCAACCUGACCAAUCAGAGAGGAGAGCAGGCCAAGAGCUCCUGCAAUCUCACCGUCAAAGAGGAGAGUUUGAGGAUCGUGGUUCCUCUGGAAGACAUCGACACGCAGGAGAAGAAGACGGUCAGCUUCUCCUGUAAGGUCAACCGGCCCAACGCCACGCUGAAGUGGACCAAGGCCGGCCAGGAGAUCGUCUUCAGCAAGCGCCUCGUCUACCGAGUGGACAAAGACAAGCACACGCUGACCAUCAAGGACUGCACGCUGGCGGACGAGGGCGAGUACACCGCCGUUGCCGGGGACAACAAGUCGGCGGCGGAGCUGAUCAUCAGCGAGGCGCCCACCGACUUCAGCGCGCACCUCAAGGACCAGACCAUCACCGAGUUCGAGGACGCCGUGUUCACGUGCAAGCUCACCAAAGAGAAAGCAGACGCCAAGUGGUACAGAAACGGACGCGAGAUCAGAGAAGGACCGAGAUAUAAAUUUGAGAAACAGGGGAAGAUGUGCACCUUGCGUAUCAAGGAGUGCAGACCGGACGAUGAGUGUGAAUACGCCUGCGGUGUGGAGGACAAGAGAUCCAGAGCCAGGCUCUUCGUGGAAGAGACACCGGUGGAGAUCGUCAGACCGCCACAGGACGUGUUCGAACCUCCGGGCUCGGACGUGGUGUUCGAGGUGGAGCUCAACAAGGACAGAGUGGAAGUGAAGUGGCUGAGGAACAACAUGACGGUCGUGCAGGGAGACAAAUACCAGAUGAUGAGCGAGGGUAAAAUCCACAGACUGCAGGUCUGUGAGAUCAGACCCAGGGACCAGGGAGAGUACAGACUCAUGGUCAAAGACAAAGACGCCAAGGCCAAGCUGGAGCUGGCAGCUGUGCCUCAGAUAAAGACCACAGACCAGACCUACGUCACGGACGCCAGGAAGCCCAUCGUCAUGGCCGUCCCGUACAGCGCCUACCCGCAGGCCGAGGCCGACUGGCUGUACAACAGUCUGAGUCUGCCCAAAGACAACAUCCACACGUCGGCCGACCGCACCGAGUACCGGCUGAAGGACCCGCUGAAGGCCGACGAGGGCCGCUACAAGAUCGUCAUCAAGAACAAACACGGACAGGGAGAAGCCUUCAUCAACCUGGAGGUCAUCGAUGUCCCGGGACCCGUGAAGAACCUGCAGGUGAUCGACACGGCCGACGGCGAGGUCAGCCUGGCGUGGGAGGAGCCCGAGAGCGACGGCGGCGCCAAGGUCGUGGCCUACGUGGUGGAGAGACGCGACGUGAAGCGCAAGACCUGGACGCUGGCGACCGACCACGCCGAGAGCCCCGAGUACACGGUCACCGGCCUCCACAAGGACUCCAUGUACCUGUUCAGAGUCUGCGCCCGCAACCGGGUCGGCAGCGGACCCAACGUGGAGACCGACAAAGCCGUACAGGCCAAGAACAAGUUUGACGUUCCCGACGCUCCUCUGAACAUCGCGGUGGGAAACGUCACCAAGUUCGGCUGCACCGUGUCCUGGGAGCCCCCCGAGUCUGACGGCGGCUCCCCCAUCACCUCUUACAUCAUCGAGCUGCGGGACAGGACCUCGGUGAAGUGGACGCCCGUCCAGAUCACCAAGGCCGACGAGCUCAGCGCCAUCGUCAACGACGUCAUCGAGAACAAGGAAUACAUCUUCAGAGUCAAGGCUCAGAACAAAGCCGGCGAGGGCAAGCCCAGCGCGGCCUCAAGGCCUGUCAAGAUCAUGGAUCCUAUCGAGCGUCCCAGCCCCCCUGUGAACCUGGUCUGGCAGGACCAGAACAAGAACUCAGUGCAGCUCAGCUGGGAGACUCCUCUGAGGAACGGCGGCAGCAUGAUCACCGGUUACAUCAUCGAGCGCUGCGAAGACGGCACCGACAAGUGGCUCCGCUGCAACGCCCGCCUCUGCCCCGACCUCUGCUACAAGGUGUCUGGGCUGAAAUACGGGACCAAGUACAACUACAAAGUGUUUGCUGAGAACGCGGCCGGAGUCUCGGACCCGUCCAACAUCAUCGGCCCUCUGCUGGCCGACGACACACAUGUCGCUCCAUCCUUUGACCUGAGUGCGUUUAAAGACGGUCUGGAGAUAAUCGUGCCGCAGCCUCUGACCAUCAGAGUGCCGAUCACCGGCUACCCGGCGCCCGGUGCGCUGGGCCGGAGGACGGAGGCUGAGCACCCGCCCGACGGGCCGGCACCAAGCGCUCCGAAGGACUUCAAGGUCCUGGAGGUGACCCGGCAGCACGUCCAUCUCGCCUGGGAGGCCCCCGAGCACGAUGGAGGAAGUCCUCUGACUGGAUACCAGGUGGAGAAACGGGACAUGUCCCGCAAGACCUGGGUCAAGGUGACGACGGGGAUCCUGGAUCUGGAGUUCACGGUCACCGACGUGAUGGAAGGAAAGGAGUAUCUGUUCCGGGUCACCGCCUGCAACAAGUGCGGACCGGGAGAGCCAGCGUACAUCGACGAGCCAGUCAACGUCUCGUCUCCUGCCACCUGCCCCGACCCCCCAGAGAACCUGCGGUGGAGAGACAAGUCGGCCAGCGGCAUCUUCCUGACCUGGGAGCCGCCCAAGUACGACGGCGGCACGGGCAUCCGCGGCUACAACGUGGAGCGCUGCCAGAGAGGAACGGAUAAGUGGGAGCCCUGCGGGGACAUGGUCCCCGAGCUGAAGUGCCAGGUGACGGGUCUGACGGAGGGCCAGUGGUACGCGUACAGAGUCCGAGCCCUGAACCGCCUCGGGGCCAGCCGGCCCUGCAAGGCCACUGACGAGAUCCAGGCCGUAGACCCCAAAGAGGCCCCGGAGAUCCAGCUGGACGCCAAGCUGCUGGCCGGUCUGACCGCCAAGGCCGGCAGUAAGAUCGAGCUCCCGGCCGAGGUGACGGGGAAGCCCGAGCCGCGGGUCAAGUGGACCAAGGCCGACCUGGUGCUGAAGGCGGAAGACCGGGUGUCCAUCGACACCAAGCCAGGACACUCCACCGUCACCAUCGCCAAGACGCGCCGAGACGACAGCUGCACCUACAUCAUCGAGGCCACCAACAGCAGCGGCCGCGCCACCGCCACCGUAGACGUCAACAUCCUCGAUAAGCCCGGCGCUCCGGCCGCCUUCGACAUCUCCGAGAUCACCAACGAGACGUGCUUCCUGGCGUGGAACCCUCCGCGCGACGACGGCGGCUCCAAAGUCACCAACUACAUCGUGGAGCGCCGCGCGGCCGACAGCGAGAUCUGGCACCGGCUGUCCUCCACCGUGAAGCAGACCACCUACAAGGCCGUGGGCCUGGUCAAGUUCAAGGAGUACAUCUUCAGGGUCUUCGCUGAGAACCAGUUUGGUGUCGGCCCGCCUGCCGAACACCCGUCCAUCAUCGCCAGAUACCCCUUCGAUACUCCCGGCGCUCCGUAUAAGCUGGAGGCCUCAGACAUCGCCAAGGACUCGGUGAGCCUGGCGUGGUACGAGCCCGACGAGGACGGAGGAAGCCCCAUCACCGGCUACUGGGUGGAGAGAUACGAACCGGACCACGACAGGUGGCUCAGGUGCAACAAGCUGCCAAUCAAAGACACCAACUACAGAGUCAAAGGUCUUCCCACCAGGAAGAAGUACAAGUUCAGAGUCCUGGCAGAGAAUCUGGCAGGAACUGGAAAACCCAGCAAGGAGACAGACCAGAUCCUCAUCAAAGACCCUAUCGAUCCCCCCUGGCCUCCCGGUAAACCCACGGUGAAGGACGUGGCAAAGACUUCCUGCUUCCUGGUGUGGACCAAACCGGAGCACGACGGCGGCGCGAAGAUCGACAGCUACGUCAUCGAGAUGCUGAAGAGUGGCACCACGGACUGGAUCCGCGUGGCCGAGGACGUCAGCAUGCUGGAGCACUUCCUGAAGGGCCUGAUGGAGAAGCAGGAGUACUCGUUCAGGGUGCGAGCCGUCAACGUGGCCGGGGAGAGCGAGCCCAGCGAGCCCAGUGAACCCGUGCUCUGCAAAGAGAGACUCAACCCCCCGUCGGCGCCACGCUGGCUGAACGUGGUCAGCAUCUGCCGGAACAGCGCCGACAUGAAGUGGACGGCCCCGGAGCGCGACGGCGGCUCGCGCAUCACCAACUACGUGGUGGAGAAACGCGACGCCCGGCGUAAAGGCUGGCAGACGGUGGACACCACGGUCAAGGAGCUCAAGUACACGGUGACGCCACUCAACGAGGGAUCGCUCUACGUGUUCCGCAUCGCCGCCGAGAACGCCGUGGGCCUCGGGCCCUUCUGCGAGCUGGAGGACAGCGUGAUGGCCAGAGACACUUUCACGUCUCCCGGGCCGCCAUACGCCCUCACCGUCAACGCCGUGACGCUUAUUACGUAA
Perca fluviatilis (European perch) is the source of this 36993-nucleotide messenger RNA. Its product is annotated as titin-like. NCBI's taxonomy places the organism in Eukaryota, Metazoa, Chordata, Actinopteri, Perciformes, Percidae. Gene Ontology annotation, molecular function: protein binding. The record is from RefSeq and is a predicted model, not a curated record.